AUGGGUCUAAAGCAAUCCAGAGAUCAUAUAAGUUUAUUUAAUGAAGGCAAUCAUUUUUAUAAUUUACCUCCUCGGUGAACAAAUAAUAUCUCAUAGAGACCCAUUUUUUUAAAAAAAUUGCCUUUAAAAUAGGUUAUUUUUUUAAGAAAUCUCUUAUGACUAAAUUAGAAAAUUAAAAAAUCAGAAUUUAAGUUAAUAAAAUUAAAAUUUUAUUAUAUUGAAGGCUAAUUUAAAUAUUAAGAUUUUUAAUAGGUAAAGAGUUAGGCAGAAAUCUCGAAACAAUAGACUGUUACAAUGAAGCAAUCAAGCUCAAACCUGAUGCAGACAUUUAUUUUAAUAAAGGAAAUGCUCUCAAAAAUUUAGGCAGAUAUCUUGACGCAAUCAAAUGCUAUGACGAAGCAAUUAAGAAUCAGCCAGAUUACUCUCACGCUUAUAACAACAAAGGAAAUGCUCUAAAAAAACUAGGAAGAGAUCUUGAAGCAAUAGAAUGCUACACUGAAGCAAUUAAACACAAACCUGCCGAUACCUCUGCUUACUUUAAUAAAGGAAAUUCUUUUACAAAAUUAUACAGAAAUCAUGAAGCAAUAGAAUGCUAUAACGAAGCAAUUAAAUUAAAACCAGAUUAUGCUCAUGCUUACAAUUUUAAAGGAAAUGCUCUUAAAAAUUUAGGUAGAAAUUUUGAAGCAAUUGAAUGCUAUAAUGAAGCAAUUAAAAUCAAGCCUGGCUAUGCUGAUGCCUUUGAGAAUAAAGGUAUAGCUCUAACCUUGAUUUAGAUUGACAGAUAAAUAACUUAAUCUGAAGAACUCAUCUGAUUUUACAGACCCUAUUAAUUAAAUUUCUACAGUCCAUCAAGCUGAAAGCACAAUCUAAAUUAUGGUGUGGGGUAUAAUGCUCUGGAAAAUUUAGGCAAAUAUCUUGAAGCAAUAAAAUGCUAUAACGAAGUAAUCAGACUCGAGCCUAAUUAUGCAGGUGCUUACUUAAAUAAAGGAUAUGCUCUUGAUAAUUUAGGUAGAUACCUUGAAGCAAUAGAAUGCUAUAAUAAAGUAAUAGAGCUCAAGCCUGAUUAUACGGAUGCUUAUUAUAAUAAAGCCGCUGCUCUUGGCGAUUUAGGCAGAAAUCUUGAAGCAAUAGAAUGCUAUGACGAAGUAAUCAAGCUUGAGCCACAUUUUGCUGAAGCUUAUCAUAACCAAGGCCGUGCUUUUAAGAAUUUAGGGAAAAAUCUUGAAGCAGAAGAAUGCUUUAACAAAGCUAUAGAGCUUAAACCUGAUUAUCCUGAUGCUUACUUUAACAAAGGACACGCUCUUGGGAAUCUAGGCAAAUAUAAUGAAGCACUCGACUGUUAUAAUGAAGCAAUCAAGCUCAAACCUGAUUAUGCUGACGCUUAUCAUAAUAAAGGGUUUACCCUUAACGACUUAGGCAGAUAUCUUGAAGCAAUAGACUGCUAUAAUGAAGCAAUCAAGCUUAAACCUAAUUUUGCAGAAGCUUAUUAUAAUAAAGGUGUCUCUCUUAGAAAUUUAGACAUAAAUCUCGAAGCAAUAGACUGCUAUAACAAAGCAAUUGCGCUCAGACCUGAUUAUGCAAUAGCUUUUACAAAUAAAGGUGCAGCGCUUAAUGAGUUAGGUAGAAAUCUUGAAGCAAUAGAAUGCUAUGAGGAAGUAACAAAGCUAAAACCCGAUGACGCUUCUGGUUACUUUAAUAAAGGAUAUGCUCUUGAUGAUUUAGGUAGGUAUCUUGAAGCAAUAGAAUGCUAUAAUAAAGCAAUUGAGCUUAAUCCUGAUUAUACAGAUGCCUAUCAUAAUAAAGGUUUUGCUCUUGAGAAUUUAGGAAGAAAUGUCGAGGCAAUAGAAUGCUAUAUCGAAGUAAUUGAAUUAGAACCUAAUGAUGCUGAUGCUUACUUUAAUAAAGGAAAUUCUCUUUAUAAUUUAGGCAAGUAUCUUGAAGCUGUUGAAUGCUAUAAUGAAGCAAUCAAGGUUAAUCCUUAUUUUGCUAAAGCUUACUAUCAUAAAGCUGCUACUUUAUUAGUUUUAGAAAAAUAUGAAGAAGCAAUAGAAAACUAUGGCAAAUUAAUUAGAAUCAACCCUGACUGUGCUGAAGCUUAUUUUAACAAAGGCGCUAUUCUUAAUAAAUUAGGCAGAGAUCAAGAAGAAUUUGAAUGCUAUAUAGAAGGACUCAAAUUCAAUCCUGAUAAUUCUGAAUUAAGGGAGCUUGUGCUAAAUCACAAAAGGUAG
Molecule: messenger RNA, 2228 nt
Organism: Blepharisma stoltei
Lineage: Eukaryota; Ciliophora; Heterotrichea; Heterotrichida; Blepharismidae
Source: the annotation of a GenBank genome assembly